Molecule: messenger RNA, 1365 nt
Organism: Neoarthrinium moseri
Lineage: Eukaryota; Fungi; Ascomycota; Sordariomycetes; Amphisphaeriales; Apiosporaceae
Exons: 3
Coding region: 1-1365 (454 amino acids)
Source: RefSeq, a predicted model, not a curated record
AUGAUGGACGAUAGCCAGAGACACAGGCGGGAUUCUUGGGCAUCGAAUCGGGUUAUGAGCUAUCAUAGCUUCAUGUCUAUAAACUGUCCCCAAUAUACUGCGGCCAAAACCAUGUUCGUGUCUCACGACCAGUUCAAAUUCGAGCUUGCCAAUAGUCUGGAUGAAUCCAUGCUGAAGAAGUUCGAUAAUCGCAAGGUCUUUAACAAUUGGUCACUUCCAAGAAAUCCUUUCAGCUCCUCAACGAAUCAUGCCGUCCCACGACAGACCAUGCCGUAUGCGCAUAGUUGCAAACCAUUAACAAAAUGCCAGCUGGACAAGAGUCUAGCACACUCGGCCGUCCCAGAAAGAAGCGCGUUGGCCGCGGUAUUGACGGCUGCUCAUGAGCCCGCUGAUCCGGACUGCUCUCAGACUCAUUGGUCGAGAAAGCGUAACCGUGGGUCUGCCACGGAUGAUGCUAUUAUUUCCAUUCAAGGCAGAUGUGCGCGUACUGGCGACACCAAAUCUCACAUGAAUUACGUGGAUAUACCCACAGCACAUAUCGAUUUCUACACUGCCGGGCCAAGGAGUCCGACAUCUGCGACACUGGGCGGGGAAUCCAGCUUGCAAAGGGUUUCUCGCACUGGUGAAUUGCUGCGCAAUGGAGAAGGCACUCUCAGAGCUUCACCGAUGCCGACGCUUACAAUGCUACCACACGACGGCCCAUGUAAGUCACAUCUUGACACGCCACUUCCACUGAUCCACUUACCGCGGAGAGCCAUACCACGCCAGCGCCAGCUUAGCAAAAGCCAGCCCCUGUCUUCACCGCGUAAAUCAACUAAGCCACCAACAGCCAGUAUCACCUGCAUCCAAGGCUUCUACAUGUGCGAGUGCUGCCCAAAGAAGCCAAAGAAGUUUGCGACAGCCGAAGAGCUAAGAGCUCAUGCAGCCGAAAAGCAAUACGAAUGCUCAGUUUGUGGCAACCGCUUCAAAAACAAGAAUGAGGCAGAACGCCAUCUGAAUAGUUUGCACGUUCGGCGACACAGCUGGUCAUGCUCAGUGCUCCUCUCCGCGGGUUAUAACAAGGCAUUCCACGAAGAUAUAAACUGUCCCGGCGCAGCUGACGUAUGUGGCUACUGCGGUGCACAGUUUCUCCGAGGUGGUGGUGCUGCUGAUCGUGCGCUUCUUCCAACAGAGCAGGACUGGGACGAACGGCUUCGCCAUCUUCAAGAGAUGCACAACUUUUUGGGGUGCAACUUCAGGAAGAAGUUCUUCCGUGCUAACCACUUCCGCCAACACCUUAAGCAUAGCCAUACAGGCAUGAGCGGUAAAUGGACGAAUGUACUCGAGACUGCGUGCAUGAUUCAAGAAGAGUCUGGGUUACGUUAA